GAAACUUUGAUAUAUAUAUCAAUAACGGUUGUGGAUUCAGAAUAUGGAGUGGAUGAGUACCAUGUCAAGAGCAGGUCCUUGCCUCUAUCUACCCUUAUUGACAUUCUUAAGCAAAAAACUGGCAAGGAUGACAUUGAUGUUGGUAAGAUCAGGCCAGCUCUUUUUGAUGUCUUUGGAGAAGAUUCCAGUCCUAAGGUGAAGAAGUUCAUGAAUGUCAUUCUUAAUAAACUGCAUUAUCAAGGUGAAGAAGGGGGUGGAGGCGGUGGCUUUAUGGGCAUGGUUAGCGGAUUGGCUGUCGAUUUCCUAAAGAAUAAGCUUGAGCAAAACGAUGAUGGUGACAGUAAUUUGAAACCUGCUCUCGAGACAGAGGUGGGGAGUAAGCAAGAGGUCUAUGCAAGCAGUGCUUCUGCACUCGGCCUACAAAUAAUUAAGGCCCAUAAUUUCUUAAGAAAAAGCAGUAGUAUAUACUAGUAUGCAUAUUUAAUAGGAAUUCAAGAGCCCAACUAAAAAAUAGGAGUAGUAAUAAAGAAAGAACUAAAAGGUCCUUAUGUACAUGUAUCAAAGCUCGACUGCCCAAAUUUCCAACUCCCAAGCAUCAAACCCACAAAUCCCACAGAAAAGAAAGUGGGCUAUGCAACAAAUCUUCACACUUCAGAGCUUCUGGCCAAGUUUUUUCAAUAAAUCAAGAAACACAAUCGGACCUUUAAGUUAUUUUCUUAGAAUCUUCUAUUCUUCAUCUUCAUUCUUCUUAAUUACUUGAUCAACCGAGAAGACUGGGUGCUCGGCCAAACAGGGACUUUAUAGACUAGAGACGGCCCUGAAGCUAAGUGGUGUCGCCUUCAUCCAUUCAUUCAUGACGAUUAAGAAGCUAAGGAAGCUGCCUUUGGCCAUUCAUACCACACAUCAUACCAACCUGCCAGGUUGCUAUUUAUAGACAGAACUGUCCCAAAGGACAGAUGUCUGCAAAUUUAUGAUUUGAAUCCCUGAAUUGGUGGGUUUAGAUCCUAC
Molecule: messenger RNA, 1008 nt
Organism: Cuscuta epithymum
Lineage: Eukaryota; Viridiplantae; Streptophyta; Magnoliopsida; Solanales; Convolvulaceae
Source: the annotation of a GenBank genome assembly